Messenger RNA from Clonostachys solani, 1725 nucleotides. Lineage: Eukaryota; Fungi; Ascomycota; Sordariomycetes; Hypocreales; Bionectriaceae. The record is from the annotation of a GenBank genome assembly.
AUGCACCCUGUAUCUCCAUGUAUGCAGUGUUGUCAUCGUCAUCUCCUGUGUGAUGGACAGCAGCCGCAAUGUGGAUCUUGCCAAGCAUCCAACAUAAUGUGUGAGAUGCCACAGCGCGGAAGCCGCGGAUCGAAGGAAGGGUAUUUGAAGGCACUGAGGAGCAGGUUAGCCCAUCUCGAAGGAAUGCUAGAGCGCCGAAUGAGGGAUCAAGAACAGGGUUUCCAGACAGUCGACGGUAGUGGCCGUGAGAUUGAUCAUGCAUCUCCUCCACAUCCCCCGGCUUCACAGGAUAUGGCGCCUCGUCAGUCUCUUGAUAGAGUCCCCGCGACCGAUGGAUCCGCACCAGAGACCAUUCCACAGAUGAUUCCACCAAUGGACCCUUGGCCGGACUUCAGCCAGUUUCCCCAACCGUCUCUUUCCUCGAUAAUCCCCACGAACUUCGGGAACGGCGUGAAUCUAGCGUCCCAUGUGCAAGCCGAAUUGAAUCAACUGUACUUUGACCGAGUUCACCCGUCCAUACCCCUGGUUCACCAGAGACGAUUCAUGUCCCGGACAAAAUCAGAUGGGACAAUGUCUUCAUCUAGAUGUCUACAGUAUGCCGUGUGGACUCUAUCCACCUUGUUCUCUGCUCAGUUUCGUGACUUGACCGAAACUAUUUAUCUUGAGGCUAAGCAGCUCUUAGGUGGCCUUAUAGCCUCUUUUGAGCGGGAUAGUUCUGGAGAUACUCAGCUUGUGCAAGCGUCAGUACUUGUAGCCAUCUGCGAGUCCAUCCGUGCCCACUAUCAGCAAGCAUGGAUGAGCGCCGGGCGUAGCUUCCGUUUGGUACAAGGCAUGCGUUUCCAUGAGAUCGACAAACCCCGGAUCGAUGGUUCAAUUUCAUCACAGCUAGACACCACAGAGACUGAAGAGAGACGCCGCACUUUCUGGGUGGCAUACUUGCUUGAUCAUUUAUUCAGUAUGCGCAACGAUUGGCCGAUAACGCUGAGCGAGCAUGUGGUAUGCACGCGAAUGCCAGCACCAGAGGAGGCUUUUCAAAGCGGUCAAAAUACUCUGGGGCCAUUUUUAUCUGAAGCAAUAGUAGCCCCUGGGCCUGCUGCUCCAUUCAAUGAGUGUCUUAUAUUGGCUACCAUUUGUGGACGCAGCCUCUUACAUUGCCAGCAACACAAAAUCUCGCUGGCCUAUGGUGGUCUCACCGUAGACUGGGCCGGUCAGAAUCAAUGGCUUGACGAAACACUUAAAUCGCGACUCAAAGCAUUCUCUGAAUCUUAUGGAUCUCCAACGACUAAGAUGGGCGGUCCAUUGUCUGAUUUUGUAGGUAUCCUUGGUCAGGCUACAGUAGCCUAUACGUGCAAGGGGAUAAUGGAAACGCUGUAUUCUGCCACUAAUUUGCAUACAUCUGAUAACGACAAAGAGGAAAUACAACUUAGAGCGUCGACCGCUAUUGCGGCUAUUAUCUCGCUACUUCAGCCCCUCCGCGAAAUCCAUUUUUCCAAGAUACAUCCACUUAUGCCUCUUGUCCUGUUCUUCUGUGCCGAAUUCUUAUAUAAUUAUAGAACAAGCCACGAGUCGUUUCGGGAGCGCAUACAGGGAUUGAUCGCUGCUUUGAGUGAGCUCCAGAACGUCAACGACCCUGAGCAGACCUACCUGGAUCUGCUACCGCGAUCAUGCAUUUCUUCCACUUCCGAGUGGCUGGAGCAGGGUACUUGUAGCAGUAAUGAUGGAUAA